This is a messenger RNA of Athalia rosae (coleseed sawfly), 5837 nucleotides long. RefSeq names its product importin-7 (gene msk). Gene Ontology annotation, cellular component: cytosol; nuclear envelope. The transcript has 19 exons. Gene Ontology annotation, molecular function: small GTPase binding. Lineage: Eukaryota; Metazoa; Arthropoda; Insecta; Hymenoptera; Athaliidae. Gene Ontology annotation, biological process: protein import into nucleus. The record is from RefSeq and is a predicted model, not a curated record. The coding region runs from base 125 to 3307 and encodes 1060 amino acids.
AUGUAUCACGUGACCAGAGGGAUCAGUGAGGUGAAUGCGCCGGGUCAAAAUCGCUAGGCAUUUAAUAUAAAAUUCACGCGUGUUGGGGUACAAAAAGUCGCAUUAAUAAAUCCCAUUCGGAAUAAUGGAUCCACGGAAACUGACAGAUUUGCUGCGCGCAACGAUUGACCCAGCCCAGCAAAAGCAAGCUGAAGAACAACUUGCCCAGAUCCACAAAAUCAUUGGAUUUGCUCCAAGUCUUCUUCAAGUGGUUAUGACAGCUGAGGUUGAUAUGCCCGUUAGACAGGCUGGUGUAAUAUAUUUGAAAAAUUUAAUUACAACAAAUUGGGCGGAACGAGAAGUUGAAGUUGGGGUACCUGUACCAUUCAGUAUACAUGAACAAGAUCGUGCAAUGAUUAGAGAUGCGAUUGUAGAUGCUGUAGUCCAUGCACCAGACCUUAUAAGAGUUCAGCUAGCUGUAUGUAUAAGCAACAUUGUGAAACAUGAUUUCCCUGGGCGAUGGACACAAAUAGUAGAUAAAAUCACCAUAUACCUUCAAAAUCCAGAUGCUGCGUGUUGGCCUGGCGUACUCCUUGCACUUUACCAACUUGUGAAAAUUUUUGAAUAUAAGAAGGCAGAAGAUAGAGGUCCACUUAAUGAGGCAAUGAACCUUUUAUUCCCAAUGAUUUACCAACUGAUAUUACGUCUUUUACCUGAUCCCUCUGAGCAAUCAGUACUUUUACAAAAACAAAUACUCAAAAUAUAUUUUGCGCUUACGCAGUAUUCGUUACCAUUGGACCUUAUUUCUAAAGAAGUAUUUUCUCAAUGGAUGGACGUUGUUCGACAAGUGGCUGAUAGGCCUGUUCCUCUAGAAGAUGAGCAUCUUGAAUUAUUUGACGACGAGCGUGCUGAGUUACCCUGGUGGAAAUGUAAAAAGUGGGCGCUGCAUAUACUUCACAGGAUGUUUGAAAGGUACGGCAGCCCAGGGAAUGUAACCAAAGAAUACCAGGAGUUCUCGGAAUGGUACUUGCAGACUUUCAGUGGAGGAAUCUUGGAGGUUUUGCUCAAAAUUUUAGAUCAAUAUCGAAGGAAGGUUUGGGUUUCACCCCGAGUUUUGCAACAGUCUAUCAAUUAUAUAAAUCAAGGAGUGAGUCAUGCAUAUUCAUGGAAAUUUUUGAAGCCGCACAUGUUUGAAAUAAUCCACGAUGUCCUGUUUCCAAUUCUGUCACAUUCUGCGGCUGACGAAGACCUUUGGAAAAACGAUCCUUACGAAUAUAUUAGAGUUAAAUUUGAUAUAUUUGAAGAUUUCGUCUCACCGGUUACUGCUGCACAAACGUUAUUACACUCAGCAUGUAAAAAAAGGAAAAACAUGUUGCCAAAGACUAUGCAAUUCAUAAUGGAGGUAUUGACAAGCCCUAACGCAGACCCUAGACAAAAAAAUGGAGCGCUUCACAUGGUUGGAGCUUUGGCUGAUGUUCUGUUGAAAAAAAAAAUAUUCAAAGAAGAAAUGGACAAAAUGUUACUGCAGUAUGUAUUUCCAGAAUUCUCGAGUCCCCAUGGCCACAUGAGAGCGAGGGCUUGCUGGGUUUUGCACUAUUUUUCCGAGAUCAAAUUUAAACAGGAGGCAAUUUUGGUGGAAGCCAUCAGGUUGACCACACACGCGCUUUUGCACGAUCAAGACUUGCCCGUCAAAAUGGAGGCUGCCAUCGCGUUGCAGAUGCUACUUUCGGCCCAAGACAAAGCACAGAAAUAUGUUGAACCUAUGAUUAAGCAGAUAACUUUGGAACUCCUAACGAUUAUCAGGGAAACUGAAAAUGACGACCUCACAAGCGUCAUGCAAAAGAUAGUUUACACUUACACAGAACAGCUAAUGCCAAUCGCUGUAGAGAUUUGUCAACAUUUGGCCACCACAUUCAGUCAGGUACUUGAAACCGACGAAGGUAGCGACGAAAAAGCUAUAACGGCGAUGGGUCUUCUAAACACAAUAGAAACACUACUAACGGUUAUGGAGAAUCAACCCACCAUAAUGGCACAGGUCGAGCCAACUGUACUUCAAGUAGUUGCUCAUAUUUUCGGACAAAGUGUUAUGGAAUUUUACGAAGAAGCCUUGUCGUUGGUGUAUGACUUGACUGGAAAGACAAUCUCCGAAGAUAUGUGGAAAGUUCUGGAACUAAUGUAUCAGCUAUUCCAGAAAGACGGCUUCGAUUAUUUCACAGAUAUGAUGCCAGCUCUUCACAAUUACAUCACUGUCGACACGCCGGCCUUCCUUUCUAACGAAAAUCACAUCCUAGCUAUGUUCAACAUGUGCAAAGCCGUCCUCACUGGAGAUGCAGGUGAAGAUCCUGAAUGCCAUGCUGCAAAAUUGUUAGAAGUCAUUAUUCUACAGUGCAAAGGUCAUAUCGACCAGUGCAUACCUUCACUAGUACAGUUGGUUUUGGAACGUUUAACAAGAGAAGUAAAAACUUCGGAGUUGCGCACAAUGUGUCUUCAGGUAGUAAUAGCUGCGCUUUAUUAUAACCCAGCACUAUGCAUUGAUGUGAUGGAUAGGCUUCAAAGUAGCCUAGGACAGUCUGCAGAGCCAAUAGCGUCGCAUUUUAUCAAGCAAUGGAUACAUGAUACAGAUUGUUUCCUUGGACUCCAUGACCGCAAGCUUUGUGUCCUCGGAUUGUGCACUCUAAUUAGUAUGGGUCCUGCAAGACCUCCCGCGGUCAAUGAGUGUGCCCAGCAAAUUAUUCCCUCGUUGAUACUUUUAUUCGAUGGACUGAAAAGAGCCUAUGCCGCCAAAGCUGCCGAGGGUGAUGACGAAGAUAACGACGAUGAAGAAAGUGAUAUAGAAGAAGAGGUGUUAUCAUCUGACGAGGAUGAAAUUGAUGACAGUGGUCAGCAAUACCUUGAAAAUUUACAAGACAAAGUUAGUCGAGCCUCCGGUCAACAUGGAUUUAAUGUUUCUGCCACGAUACAAGAUGGACAUGGGGAUCACAGAUCUGAUGAUGACGAAGAUGACGAUUCUGACUUUGAGGCAAACGAGGAAACAGCUUUAGAAAGUUAUACCACUCCUCUAGAUUCUGACGACACAAAUCAAGACGAAUAUGUUUUCUUCAAAGAAAUUAUGCAGAAUAUUGAAGCAGCGGAUCAACCCUGGUAUCUAGCGUUGACCUGUCAGUUGACAUCUGAACAACAAAAAGCACUUCAAGAAAUAAUAGUUCUUGCUGAUCAGCGAAAGGCAGCACUUGAAAGCAAACGAAUUGAACAAAGCGGUGGUUAUGCAUUCCAUCAGCAAACUGUACCGACCUCGUUCAAUUUUGGAGGUACCCCAUUAAGCCGAUAAGAAAUUUUAACACUUUUAUUUUAGAGUAAGUAAUGAGAAAUGAGAACACAAAAACAAAUGCAAAAAAAAAUAUUUCCUAAGUAUUGAAAUUGGACACCAUCUAUAUGAAGCACGCGACUGUAAGCAUGACCACUCUGAGGACAUUAUGCAUUUCCUAUUUACUAUUUUUAUGUAAAACCUAAAUGUAAUUUGUAAACAAGAGGCAAUCAACUCUCGUACUAAAUUUAAUAUUAUUAUUAUUGUUAUUAUUUCUAAUACCUUUAGUUUUAUCAAAACUUUGAUAUUGCUAUGUCGUAUUGUUGUUGAUAGACUAUGAAUUUUUUGCCACUGCUGUCUUGUUGUCACCAUCAUUAAAUCUGAUAAAUGCGUUAUUUAAACUCAAACCAAAAUUUCGGCUGUUGAUGAAUUCUCCAGACUCGUAGGUUAUUCUAUCAACUAUGAUCACAAAUUAACGUAAGAGUACGCUGUCUUGGUCAGCAAUUUGUACAGAGAUCAUCGAGUUAUUUCGAUUUUUAUAAUAUUGUAAGACUCUAAAGAUAGAAACAAAAUGAAUUUUCACAGUGAUUUAUGGAAUAAAUCAUCGUAAUAUCCAACAAUUAAACAGUACUUACUGCGUUAGCGCAGUCAAUAAUAAUUUGAAAUAUUUUUUGUUGUCCACAGUUGUUUCUCAUUGUAGAUCUCUACAAUUAAAACGGAAAGUAUACGUGGUACAUCUCAGUACCACAUGAAAAUGAUAACAGCUUGUUAGCAAAACAAAUUUACUGUAUGCAUGCGCGAUACGUUUGUCGGGAAAAAAAUUAAUUUUUGUUGAAUUGUUGGUAUAAAUAUACUUAGACAAAAAGCUUCUUGUUUACUACAUAAAUACCAAAAAAAAAAACAAAAAAAUCAAGGGGAAAAAUGAGUGAAAAUAUUUUUCUUAUCGAUGUUGAUAAUUAUUUUUUUGUAUUUAAAUAUUUACUAAUUUUGUUUUCUUUUGAUUAUCGAUGUGAAUUGUAAUUUUUGAAACGGCGUACCAUCCAAAUGCUCACAUAGUUUUUUUUCCAACAUUGCCACGACUAUUUACCCUUCCCAUCAUCCGCCAGCAUAACUGUUAAGAAUAAUGACAUCAAUUAACACAAUUUAAAAUUUUAUUAUAGACUUGUGGUUGUCCCCAACGUAAAUUACAGUAUAAUUGAUGAAAAAAAAUAUUAAUUAUAAUAAUAUCAGAGCCCAAUACGAUAAUGGCGUACAAAAAUAAGGGGUGUUCUGUGCUGUGGUUAGCGAAAUGGAUCGAUGUGAUGUAAAAAAGUGCUAUCAUGAUCACGCACCUAUAGAAAUAAUCUUCGGGUGAAUUUAUAACUGUAUGCGUUAUUGCAGAGAAUUUGUAAAUAAUCACGCUUCUGACAAGAUGAAAUAUUCUUGUCCUUUUUCUUUAUUCCUCUGGUUUAUUCUCCUUCGAUUCUAUCUUAGAACUUAGGUCGAUCAGUGAAUACAUUUUUAUUUUUGAUCGUUCAUUAUCGUCAGAUGAAUGAAGUGCGAUUCAAACUAGUAAAAUCUUUACCCGAACAUUUAAUGAGGCAGAAUAUUCAUCAGAAGAAUGUUGUCAGUUUCCAAGAGGUUGAAAGUAUUAGAUUUUAUUAUUGAAGACACAACAAUCAGUCGAAUUUUCCGAGUAAACUGAUAUGGUUUUUUUCCUUACUUCUUUUUUGGUAUUGAGUUUCUGAAAAAAGUGCCUUGAAACGAGGAAGAAGACGGGGACCUAAAUUAAAGAAUACAGCAGCGUUAAUUGCUGUAGGUCGGACUGAGGCCAGGACACUUCCCUAGUUUAUAAGUUCAAUAGGUACUACUAUUACUACUACUAUACUAAAAUAAAUGAAGAAAAAAAAAUCAUGCAAUGGAAAAGUGAAUUUGUUACUUUGCUUUUUCUAUAUACAUAAUAUUGUCUAGAAGUUCAUUUUCUAUAAUAGUGAGAGAGAAAAAAAACUUGCUGGUUUUUUUUUUUAAAUAGUUUUCUAUAUAAAUAGGUAUUUAAAUUAUACAUGGAUUAAAUAAAUAAUCAUAGCGAUGGUAAGCCGAACGAUAUGAAAGAACAAAAGAAAAAACUUAUUAAUUAGGUAUACUGCAAAAAACAUCUACAUACAUCUUUAUAUGUACAUACAUAUACAUAUAAAAUUACACAUAUUCACUGGAGUCCUUUACGUCUUAUAUAAGGAAACUAAAAAAUGGCUAUGUUGGUGCUUUAACAUAUUACAGGAGUUUUUAUAACAUCUUCUGUGUAACUAGAUAUUCGAAAUGCAGCUGAUAAUAAAUAACACUUGUCAUUUAUUCAUCCAAAAUUCCUCUGACAAGAUGCAAUUUGUUGAAUUCCACAUCAGCUAUGACACUCUACAUUGCCCCACAGGGACGCAGUUUCAAAGUUAUAAGCAGCCGCAGAUUAUCUCUUGAUCGAUUGUUUUCCUUGAUUUUCGUAUGAUAACGGCAUGCAUUUAAAUUGUAUAAAGUUUUUACUGUAAAUAUGUAUCCGUCGUAUAAUAAAAAAAUUACCCAAGUC